ACCAUCUAGUAGCACCGAUUUGAAGACUUGCAUUCAGAGAAGUGAUAGACACUCUAUAUAGUCGAUAUGUCAACCCUUGAAAUAUGUCUGAAGAAAUGAAGCCAUGCGACAUUUCAAACAUAGAUAACACCCUGAAGAAAUCAGAUUCUGGUGAUUCCGGAAAUGAAGAGCCUAAAGCAGCUGAAGAUUUUUAUACAGCAAAACUAGAAAGUGCCGCUUUGAAUGGUUCCGCCGAAGUUCUUUACGAUUGCGAAUACGCGGAAGCGAAACGAGAUUUACAUUUUGUUCAGACACCUUUACAAGCAAGAUGUGAUCACUUAUCUCGAUAUUCUACUUAUCAUAAGUGGAACGCCAAUAAGGAUAAUUUAAUUAGUUAUCUUCCGAAUGAAGUUCUAUCAAAAAUACUUAAGUUCGUUAACAGCGAUGCCGUCUCGUUACUUCGAGCUCGAUCUACAUGCUCCCUUUGGCAAACCGUAAUCGAUCGAAUUACACCAGAGACUUAUUGGCAAGCAGCCGUUAGAAGUUAUUGGCCCAUUUUUUGCGCUGCUUAUAAGAUUUCCGAUUGGAAAAUUAUGUUUAGUUGCUUGUUAAAAUCAUCAACUUGUGUAUUAUGUUUAAAAGAGAUGCGUGUUCGUCGAAAAGAAUCUACGGAUAAAAAACAAUUAAUGUGGAGAUCUAAGCGUCUUAUGACUGAAAGGAAAAUGUUAGAUGAAGAGCCCCCUGAAGGAAUUAGAGCUGUGCCUUUAGACGAAAAUAUGUGUCAUUGGCAAGCAACAAUCAAUGGCCCUGAUGGUAGUGUUUACGAAGGAGGUGUUUUUUACCUGCAUUUAAAAGUUGGAUUCGAGUAA
Messenger RNA from Dimorphilus gyrociliatus, 848 nucleotides. Lineage: Eukaryota; Metazoa; Annelida; Polychaeta; Dinophilidae. The record is from the annotation of a GenBank genome assembly.